UUCUGCAAAACUCUCCUGUUCACAGCUACAAUAUUUUCCUUAGCAUUAUUAUAGAGUGUAGACUCUAGAGAAUAGAACAGAAUUCUCAUUUCUCUCGUUCUCUUCUUAUUAGUUGUUUGUUACACUAGCGAGUCUCCCUUUACUGUAUCUUUACUUUCUUCAGCUUUUGAAGAUGGAUUGUCCUAGUCAAGAUCAUCAAUUUGAUCAGUCGUCCUCUUCUCAGCUCAGAAAAACUGGAAGAGGGAAGAUUGAGAUCAAGAGGAUAGAAAACACUACAAAUCGACAAGUCACCUUCUGCAAGCGUCGUAAUGGCCUCCUCAAGAAGGCUUACGAAUUGUCUGUGCUUUGUGAUGCUGAAGUUGCUCUGAUUGUCUUCUCCAGCCGCGGCCGCCUUUACGAAUAUGCUAAUAACAGUGUCAGGGGGACCAUUGAGAGGUACAAGAAAGCCUGUGCUGAUUCAUCAAAUCCAGGAUCUGUUUCUGAAGCUAACGCCCAGUACCAUAAAUCCUCUCUCUAUCAGUUGAUAAUCUGA
Coffea arabica (coffee) is the source of this 532-nucleotide messenger RNA. The record is from RefSeq and is a predicted model, not a curated record. Lineage: Eukaryota; Viridiplantae; Streptophyta; Magnoliopsida; Gentianales; Rubiaceae.